Molecule: messenger RNA, 6406 nt
Organism: Passer domesticus (house sparrow)
Lineage: Eukaryota; Metazoa; Chordata; Aves; Passeriformes; Passeridae
Gene: AJAP1
Product: adherens junctions associated protein 1
Exons: 6
Coding region: 419-1699 (426 amino acids)
Cellular component (GO): plasma membrane; adherens junction; cytoplasmic side of plasma membrane
Molecular function (GO): beta-catenin binding
Source: RefSeq, a predicted model, not a curated record
AAUUUGCCUAUCAGAGAUUUUCUUGCUGCUUUACAUGGGGCAGCAUCGUAGAGGAGGCAUGAGGGGAGCAGAGCCUCGGGAAGGGAGAGGGCUGUGACAUGUCGUGACGUGACGGUGACAUGAAAGCAAAAUUCUAGCUGCUGAAGCUGCCAGCAGCUCAGGGGUGUUCCAGCUGCUCUGUGGCAGAAAGGGCAGCAAAAGGGGCUGCUCCUCCUGCCCUGCCUGUGCUGCAGGGUCAUGUUCAGCUUGGGUGCUCCACGCCGUGGGAGGGGAUGUGCCGAGGGAGGAUGUUCCUGCUGUGGCGUGGGUGACUGCCACAGUGGGAGAUGGGCUACACGUGCAAACACGAGAGCCCACAGACUCUGCUCCAGCCCUUUGAGGCAUUCAUCAUGCUGCCUGUGGGCUUGGGAAGCAAGGGAUGGGCUCUCUGCAUCUCAGUGUCCCUGCAGUGAAGGCUGGUGCUGAUGGAGCUCCACUGACCCGUCUGCUUUGGAUCAUUCAUCCAAAAGGGCUGAGUUUGGGCAAAGCAAGGACUGGCCGCUCCUUCAGGGUGUUUCCUGGUAGAACCCAUCCUCAGGUCAUUCCCAUCAUUCCCAGACCAACUGAAAAGUCACAGUUGUCAGGUUGCCCGCUCGGAAGCCAUGCUUGGAUUUUAAUAGCCAUGUUCCACCUAGCCAUGGACCUCGCCAGCUGCCAGCCCCCCGCCACCACCGGCACCGCGGGGAAGCUCUCACCACGGCCGGCGCUCCGGCACAGACUGUCCCGUGGCUCGCUGUGGGGCGUGGGGGAAGAGCUCCAACGCCCCGGCCCCCCCUGGACCUGCGGCCCCGCGCCCCCUCUGCAGAGACCCCGCUCCCGCCGGCCGCCCCCCGCCGCCCCCCUGCCCGCCGGCCGCCCCCCGCGCCGGCCGCGCUCCCGGAGGGGCCGGCGGCACCUGCGCGGCCGCGGCUUCGCCCCCCGGGACGGGAGACCCACGGCGCUGCCCGAGGUCAUCGUCUGGGGCCCCACGGGCGAGGAGGACUCGCUGGAGAGCAGCACGCUGCCCGGCGCCUUCGCCACCACCACCACCGCCACCGCCACCGCCGCCGCCACCACCCCCGCCACCACUGCCGCCGCUGCCACUUCUGCCACGGCCGCCACGCCGCCCCGGGUGCCCGCCAGCACCGCGGCCCCCGUGCCAGGCGGGGACGGGCCCCGCGGCAGCCCCGGGCGCGGCAGCACCGCCGAGCCGGCCGCCGGACACAGCAGCGGGGGCAAGGAUGCUCGGCCGCCGCGCGGGCUGGGGGACAGCACAGGUCUGGCUGUUCAUCAGAUAAUCACUAUUACAGUGUCCCUCAUCAUGGUCAUAGCUGCGCUGAUAACAACUCUUGUCUUAAAAAAUUGCUGUGCGCAGAGCGGGCGCCCCCGGCGCAACAGCCACCAACGCAAGCUGGACCAGCAGGAGGAGAGCUGCCAGAACCUGACUGACUUCGCCCCCGCCCGCGUGCCCAGCGCCCUCGACAUCUUCACCGCCUACAACGAGACGCUGCAGUGCUCCCACGAGUGCGUGCGGACCCCCGUGCCCGUCUACGCCGAGGACACGUUGCACUCGCCCGGGGAUUACAAAACCACCUUCAAUGGAAACAGACCCUCUUCUUCUGACCGGCAUCUUAUUCCCGUGGCCUUUGUGUCUGAGAAAUGGUUUGAAAUCUCCUGCUGACUGGCCGAAGCCUGUUUGACUUCUGGGGGCAGGGCAGACGCCAGCGGGCUGUUUCCUGGAUUCCAUUGGUGAACCUGUAAAAAAUAUAAAAAAAUAAUGGGUUACCUGUACCUACCAUUUCUGUUUACCAGUAGGAGACUCAAAGAGCAGCGUUCUAUGGGCCAAAUAUAUUUUUAUAAAAAUGAACACGCCUAUAGGUAACUGCGUUGUCAAGGAGCACGUUUUUGGGAGGAGAGAAAGGAAAGUGUGCGAGUAAAGAAUCCCGUGGAGGAGGAGGAGGAGGAGGAGGAACCAGCAAGGGAUGGAAAGGGAAGGAUGAGCGCCUGGAGCCCGGCCAUGGACGGUGACUCUGAACCUGUGCCAAUAAUACCAUUAUGUGCCAUGAACCGAUGCAAAGACUUUGCAAAGAGCUGAGACAAUAACGCCUGGAAAUGUUGUGGAGGACAAGUGGGGCAUCUCUUCUGGUGGGGUCAUCCAUUCCGGUCCAUACGCGUACAUACAUACGGUAUAUGUAGAGAGAAAAUAUAUAUAUAUAUAUAUACACACACAAACACUUUUUGUACUGUAGCAAUUUUUGAAGAUCUUAAAUACUCAUUUUUAAAGAAGAUGUCAUGGGCUAAAAGUCUCAUUUCUUUAACACGCAUCAUGCAAACUGGGUGAUCUGAUGUUUUCUACUUUGGCAGCUUGCCUGUCAACCUAUAUGUGUAUAUAUAGGUAGACAUAUAUACAUAUAUAUACGUGUGUGUGUGUAUGUAUAGACAUAUAUAUGUAUGUAUACAUAUAUAUAUAUAAUUUUGGUUCUUUUCGGAAAUGCUUUUCCAGCGACGUGACCGUGGUGGGAGACAGCUGGGGCUGUGCUGCCGGCAGGAAGCAGAGGAAAAGCUUCCCAAAACCAUCCAGAGCACAGCUCAAGGCAGUGCUGAAGGUAUUUCCAGGCUUCUGUACCCCGAUACAUCAUCAAAGUCAAUGGGAAGAAGCUGGAAAGCCUGGGCCUGCCCCUUGUCCACACUGCUGUGAUUUCUGCCGUGCUAGGCAUGACACCUUGAGGCUGGACAGGGCAGAUUUUAGGGGUGGAAUUCCAAAAGAUGGGCCUCUCUUGGCACAGAAGAAAAAUUUUAGGAGUGGGGUGUGGGAAGGUUUUUGGAAAAUGGCUUCUAAAUUGGCCACAGCACCAAAGCUUACCCAGCCCUGUGUGAGAAACCAGAGGAAGGAGCUCGUGUCCUCCUCCCCCAGCCUGGGGCUGUGGGAUUGAGAGAGCCUCUUCCUUUGUUCUCCCAGUAUUGGCUGGCUCUGCUGCAGCAGGAGAAGACUCAGCCGGCUGUCCACAAUCCUAGAGAUCUCUUAAUAGUGUUUAAAGGGAAUUUUUGCCAGGGAAGCACAAUUCUGCAGGCUCUGGCUUGGUGUGUUGCUCUAGAAACACGUCCACGCCCGUCCAGCUCCUGCUGGGGUGGGUGGUGUUCGUGGGUGCUGACCCUAAACCCUCUGUCCAAGUCUUUCCAAGGAGCUGGGUGCUGCCAUGCACAUCAGACACUGGGAUGGGUCUCUCUUGGGUCCCUUCAAUGUCAAAAGGGUGGAAACGACAGCAGAGAUCAGACCAAAGUCCUCCAGUUCUUUUUGUAAACUGCCCUUGGUAAAUACUAGUGGUUUUUUAGAAUUGUCCAGAUCCACGUUUCUACUCCCCCACUGAUUACUCAGCUCCUUUUCUUUAUGAUAAUGAACGUGCAGUUUAAAAACAACAAAAAAAAAAAAGUAGAACCCUGUGGUGUUGCGCAUAGCCACGCGUGCGGUCUCUUGUUCCCGUGUCCUUUUCUGUCCUUUUCCCAUGGAAUUGCACAGUCUGGAUUAUUUGUCCUGAAUUUUUGGACGCUGCCUCAGACAGAAGUCUUCCUUGCCAGCCCUGACAAUUACCUGCGGACUCGAGCCAACCAUUCCCUGGGCAGAGCAGUGUCUCCUGGGUGGCUCAUGUCUGGCUCUCCAGAGCACUGGAUGCCUCCAGGGAGAAGAGGAGACAGUGUCUUGCUAGAGCAGUGGCCUCCAAAGCUUUAGCUGUCCCUGGGAAACAUGGGGAGUUUGUCCUUGGGAAGCAUGGGGUCUGAGCAACUGCUCCAGGCUCGUCUCAGUGUCCUGGGGCUUUCCUGUGAUGCUGGUGUCAGUGGUGCAGCCCUUGCCCACAGGCUCUCCUCCCUUUGUGACUUCAUGGGAAUCCAUCCACGCCAGCUUUGAGCCGUGUUCCUCGAGCUUCUCCCCUUAAUCUUCCUAUUUAUUUCAUUCCCACAGGUAUUCCAGUGUAAUCGCGGUAGCGGUAUGACAAGAAAUAUAUCUCAGCUCCUUCAUUGCGGGGCAUCUGAAGCAGCUUUCUGUGUUUCUGCAUGGAUGGAACCUGCUGCCCGCAGGGAAGUUGUCAGGCAGAGCUAGGAGAUGCCAGGGCAGCAUGGGCAGCACUGGUGCAAGCGGUGGUGAUGAUGGCAGUGGUGAUGGACAGGCACGUGGCUCAUUGGAAAUUCCCCGUGGAGCUGGGGAAGAGGAAGGGAAAACGUGUGUGUGUCUGUGUGUAUGUGUGUGUGAGAGAGAGAGAGAGAGAGAAGGAAGGUGAAUCACUGUGACCCUGAGGAAGGGCACAGGUUUCAGAGGGCAGGACUUGCAUGAGCUUCUCCCCCAGUCUGCAGCAGGACAUGUCCUGGUCUCCCCAGAGCUGAGCAGUGAACCAGGGAACAAAAGUAGAUGCACAAUCUUCCCUUAUUUAUAAGGACCAACAGCACUUGCACUUUAUCAGAGGAAGCCUCCCCCCAUCCAUGCUGGGCCACUGCGGUGGAGGGAGAGGAGGAGGAGGAAGGGCUGGGAUGGAGCUGCUGAUGCAGUGAUGUACGAGGCAGGAUCCAGGCGUCCCAAGGUCUUGCACAGUGAAGAGAAAUUAACUGUGUUGAUUUCAUUCCCUCCUAUUGAUGAAAGCCAAAAAAACAAGAAAGAAAUGAGAACAGAAAGUCGCAUUUCCAUGGCAUAGUCUAUUGAGUAGAUCUUCCCACUGUGGAAAAGCAGGGAAGCAUGGUGUUCUCAGACACGCUCCUGUGGGAGCUUUGUCAUGUUUUGGGCACAUCGUCUCACCCCAAGGUCCUGGAAGCUUGAAAAAAGAAAAGUUUUGCUCCUUGCUUUGCUGUAAGCCCUCAGCCCACUGCUGCUUAUUUGUUUUCUGUUCAUUUUCCAGAUUCCUUAGCCCCUGAACAGUCCCUGAGAAACACACCAUGGCAGCCAAGAAGCUGCCACAUUCCCCAGACACGUCAUGGAGUGUCUGUGUGUCACUUGUGGCUCUGUCUUAGGGGAGAAAGUGGUGUGGCACAAGCCACCCAUGGCAAGGAGAGGUUGGCUCUCCUUGGGCUCUGCAGCAAGCCCAGGCUUCCCAGGGCCAUCCAUCCCUCCACAUCCCUCACAAACCCUGAGCAGGAGUCACAGGAUGUGCUCCCACUGGGCCAGGGGUCGGUGCCACUGCUGCCACCGGCACCUGUGGGCUUUGUCCUGCACCAAACUGAGCAGGUUUGGGGCUCCAGGCCGAGCUAACACAUCAUGGCACCAACAGGUAGGGCAGGCAGGGUUUGGUCCUCAAUCCCCUGACCUCUGGGUCCCCCGAGGGCGGCUUCACCCCCCAGCACCCCGGGCAGAGCCGGUCCUGGGCAGCCGCCUGUCUCUCCAGAUCCGAUCGUUUACCUUCACUCUGUCUUCCCAGCUGGAGAAAGGGCGGCCGGUGGUGGUGGCAGGAGCCGUGCUCCAGAGAACACCAGUGCUCCAUGGGGCACCAGUGCUCCGUGGGGUGACAGGCACCGUGCCUGCCAGGAGGUCACCGUAGCGAUGGCAGAGCUGGCGCGGGGACGGAUUUCAGGUUACCUCUUCUCCACUGGCAGCUUGUUGCGAAGGAAGGUAGUUCAGCUGAAACGGUAGUUAAAUAGUAGAUAUUCUACACAUAAUAUAUAUUUUGUAAAAAAAAAAAUUAAAAAAAUAAAAUAGAACAAAAACAUAUCUAUCCUAUCUCAGCCCACCCAUUUCAGGAUGAAUGUGGUUGGAAUUUUUGUUCAACCGGAUAUUAAAUCUGUACGCGAUUUUUUCAAAACCAGCAAGAAAUCCCUUGCCAUUUCCAAGUCUGUGGGUUUGGUCUCCCUAGCUCAUCUAACGCUUCUCACACAUUUUUAAGAAUUACUCUCAGCAUUUGUAGGUACAUUUUUAAUAGUGUCACGAGUGGAAAUAAUAUUUACUUUGAAAAAAGUAUAUGUUGCACAAAAAUGUACACUAAGGGCACAGAUUUCUGACCCAGAUUCUUCUAUUUUAGGUUCCAAGGGGUUUAUUUUUUUGUUUGAUAGGACAUGUACAGUGAAGUUUACACUUUAUUUUUAUUUUGCCAAAACCCGUUUUCUAACAUGAGACAGUUUUACUUUGUAACCGGUUUUACAUCACUGAGUACUUCUUUCUUUUCCUGGGAAAAUCCUGCACCAGGAGGCAUCCGGUGGAAGCGCCGUCACCUUUUGGCAUUGCGGCUGCCCCACCCGCCUGCAGCGCGGGCUGGGGCAGCGCCAAAAGGACCUUUUCUUCCUGAGCGGUUUUUAAUUUGUCUCUGUCCGUGGAAGCCGUGUAUUUGGAAGCACUGUAAAUGCCACCCUGUCCCCUUGCCCUCUGUAUAUUUAGUACUCUGAUGUUGCUAUUAAAACUGAUAUGAGAACCGCG